Procambarus clarkii (red swamp crayfish) is the source of this 1488-nucleotide messenger RNA. NCBI's taxonomy places the organism in Eukaryota, Metazoa, Arthropoda, Malacostraca, Decapoda, Cambaridae. The record is from RefSeq and is a predicted model, not a curated record.
AUGACCCAGGCUUCCUCCACCCGCACCAAGACCCGGGCUUCCCCCACCCGCACCAUGACCCUGGCUUCCCCCACCCGCACCAUGACCCUGGCUUCCCCCACCCGCACCAUGACCCAGGCAUCCCCCACCCGCACCAUGACCCUGGCUUCCCCCACCCGCACCAUGACCCAGGCAUCCACCACCCGCACCAUGACCCUGGCUUCCCCCACCCGCACCAUGACCCUGGCUUCCCCCACCCGCACCAUGACCCAGGCAUCCCCCACCCGCACCAUGACCCUAGCUUCCCCCACCCGCACCAUGACCCAGGCUUCCUCCACCCGCACCAUGACCCAGGCUUCCUCCACCCGCACCAUGACCCAGGCUUCCUCCACCCGCACCAUGACCCAGGCUUCCUCCACCCGCACCAUGACCCAGGCUUCCUCCACCCGCACCAUGAACCUGGCUUCCCCCACCCGCACCAUGACCCAGGCUUCCUCCACCCGCACCAUGACCCAGGCUUCCUCCACCCGCACCAUGACCCAGGCUUCCUCCACCCGCACCAUGACCCAGGCUUCCUCCACCCGCACCAUGACCCUGGCUUCCCCCACCCGCACCAUGACCCAGGCUUCCUCCACCCGCACCAUGACCCAGGCUUCCCCCACCCGCACCAUGACCCAGGCUUCCCCCACCCGCACCAUGACCCAGGCUUCCUCCACCCGCACCAUGACCCAGGCUUCCUCCACCCGCACCAUGACCCGGGCUUCCUCCACCCGCACCAUGACCCAGGCUCCCCCCACCCGCACCAUGACCCAGGCUUCCUCCACCCGCACCAUGACCCGGGCUUCCUCCACCCGCACCAUGACCCAGGCUUCCUCCACCCGCACCAUGACCCAGGCUUCCUCCACCCGCACCAUGACCCAGGCUUCCUCCACCCGCACCAUGACCCGGGCUUCCUCCACCCGCACCAUGACCCAGGCUUCCUCCACCCGCACCAUGACCCUGGCUUCCCCCACCCGCACCAUGACCCAGGCUUCCUCCACCCGCACCAUGACCCAGGCUUCCCCCACCCGCACCAUGACCCGGGCUUCCUCCACCCGCACCAUGACCCAGGCUUCCUCCACCCGCACCAUGACCCAGGCUUCCCCCACCCGCACCAUGACCCGGGCUUCCCCCACCCGCACCAUGACCCGGGCUUCCCCCACCCGCACCAUGACCCGGGCUUCCCCCACCCGCACCAUGACCCGGGCUUCCUCCACCCGCACCAUGACCCGGGCUUCCUCCACCCGCACCAUGACCCGGGCUUCCUCCACCCGCACCAUGACCCAGGCUUCCUCCACCCGCACCAUGACCCAGGCUUCCCCCACCCGCACCAUGACCCAGGCUUCCUCCACCCGCACCAUGACCCAGGCUUCCCCCACCCGCACCAUGACCCGGGCUUCCCCCACCCGCACCAUGACCCGGGCUUCCCCCACCCGCACCAUGACCCGGGCUUCCCCACCCGCACCAUGA